AUGGCUGAACACAAUAGCAUAGACAACCUGGGCGACAUGGCCGUUGUGAUUGACCCUGGUUCUGCCUACACCAAGGCUGGCUUCUCUGGAGACGAGAGGCCGCGGGCUGUUGUACGCUCGACCGCAGGACGCUCUGCGUACCGACCCGACGAGAGCGGCCGGGUCGGGGGCUUCAGAGGGAGCAGCGCGGCGGCGGACCCUCCAGGCCCCGGGGCCCCUUCCUCUCACAGCGCGCUGGGUGACGGCCUGAUCACUGACUGGGAUGCGCUGGAGCAGCUGUGGAGCGCGCUGCUGCAGGAGGAGCUGCACGUGUGCCCCCAGGAGCACGCCGUCCUGGCCACGGACUCCCCCCUAGCCCCCCCUGCCCAGCGCCAGCGCCUGGCCGAGCUGCUGUUCGAGCAGUUUGGCGUCCCGGCGCUCUACCUGAGCCACCGGCCGGUGCUGUCGCUCUACUCCUACGGCCUGGUGACGGGGCUGCUGGUGGACUCCGGCUCCAGUGCCACCCGCGUCUGUCCCGUCUACAGCGGCUACUGCCUGCCCCACGCCAACUACAGCAUGCCACUGGGGGGCGCCGCCGUCUCCGCCUACCUGCGCCGGCUGCUGGGGGAGGCGGGGUCGAGGCCGGGGGGCGGGGCCAGUGAGCGGCGCUCGCUGCUGCGCGAGGUCAAGCGGCAGAGCUGCUACGUGUCGCAGGACUUCGAGCAGGAGCUGCGCCAGGGGUCGGAGGUCACGGAGUACCGGCUGCCCGACAACACCACCGUCGCCCUGGGCAACGAGCGCUUCCGCUGCGCGGAGCUGCUGUUCUGCCCGUCGCUGGAUGGGGCGGCCCAGCCGGGCGUGCACAUCCUGGCCAUGAGCAGCCUGCAGAGCAGCGCCCCCGAGUGGCAGGAGGAGCUGCUGGCCAACGUGGUGGUUUGCGGCGGCUCCUCUCUGCUCGGCGGCUUCCCUGAGCGCCUGCAGGCGGAGCUGGAGAGGCUGGCGCCGCGGGGCUCCCGUGUCCGCGUCCUCUCCAGCUCCCAGCGCCACUUCUCCUCCUGGCUCGGGGGCUCCAUCGUGGCCGGCCUCAGCAGCUUCCAGCCCCUCUGGGUGACCAGCGCAGACUACCAGGAGCAGGGGCCCGCUGUGGUGCAGCGCCGGUUCUACUAG
Molecule: messenger RNA, 1146 nt
Organism: Clupea harengus (Atlantic herring)
Lineage: Eukaryota; Metazoa; Chordata; Actinopteri; Clupeiformes; Clupeidae
Source: RefSeq, a predicted model, not a curated record